AUGGAUAGCAACCGAGUGAUACAAGAAUCAGGAUGGGAUACAUCACCCCAAUUUGGUCCCUCUAAGGCUAAGAUCUUGGAUUUCAACCCAAUCUGUCUUAACUCAUUAUUAGUCCAAAUGGAAGAAGAUCUCUCCAAGUUAUAUGCCAUGAACAAAUCAAUUGACCCAAGUUAUAAACAUUUACCUCAUACUGGGCUUGUUUUAGCAGUAGCAUCCAAUAAUAAUUUUAAAUGGAUCAUCAGUCAUCCCAGAAAGCUAUCAUUCCAGUCUUGGUUUCAAACCUCUCUGGCCUCAAAAGACAAUAUUGCUGCUUUUGCUGUCUGUAUGCCAUGUCCUUCAAUUUUGAAAACUUUGUUGGAGGCUCUUUUUGCUCAUUCUAGAACAGAAGUUUUACAUAUGGUAGAGGUUGUGUGCAACACAUUUAAUGUUGUGCUUUGCCCAAUGUGUAGAGCUUGUUUGUCAAAAUGUGUCACUGUUAGAAGGGUUGAAGAGAUUAAUUGGAUCAAGGUUUCAGAUGAAGAAGUGAUUAGAUGUAAAAAAUACAAAGUGUUUGGUGCUAAUCCUACGAUCUUAAUUCAUUGA
This is a messenger RNA of Melampsora larici-populina 98AG31, 582 nucleotides long. RefSeq lists its product as uncharacterized. Lineage: Eukaryota; Fungi; Basidiomycota; Pucciniomycetes; Pucciniales; Melampsoraceae. Bases 1 to 582 code for a protein of 193 amino acids. Gene Ontology annotation, biological process: carbohydrate metabolic process. The record is from RefSeq and is a predicted model, not a curated record. The transcript is spliced from 5 exons.